CGCAUAAGGAAGCGAAGCGGUUUAGUUGACAGUAAGCUUGUUCACUAUGGCUGCGAAGGUAUUCUUAACGAGGAGAGCUGACCCCACGGAGCUGAAAGAGAUUUUCUUGAAGUACGCAAGCGUUAAGAAGAACGAUGAGCACUUCAUGUCACCGGAGGACUUCGUGUCAAGGUUCCUCCACGCGCACACCGACGUCCGGUUGUCUGACGAUGCCGUGACUCUUCUAGCUGGGGUGGUGGAUCAGAAGAAAGAUGGGCUCAUCUCCUUCCAGGAGUUUGUUGCCUUUGAGGCAGUGCUGUGUGCUCCAGACGCUCUCUUCAUGGUCGCCUUCCUUCUCUUUGACAAGACGGGACACGGGAUGACCACAUACGAGAACACUUUGCAUCAGCAUCUAUACAAUACUCUGAAACUAACCCCUCUUCUCUCCUGUGCAUGUGUGUGCAUGUGUGUGCAUGCGUGUGCAUGUGUGUGUGUCCUGCAGGCGGGAGGCUCCCAGGUGAUCUUCACCAACCCUCUGGAGAUCGUGAAGAUCCGUCUGCAGGUGGCAGGAGAGAUCACCACGGGCCCUCGGGUCAGCGCCCUGUCUGUCAUCAAAGACCUGGGCUUCCUGGGGCUCUAUAAGGGAGCCAAGGCCUGCUUCCUGCGGGACAUCCCCUUCUCUGCGAUCUACUUCCCCUGCUAUGCUCACCUCAAGGCUGGCAUGAGCGAUGAGGACGGCAGGAUAGGGCCUGGGAAGAUGCUUCUGGCUGGGGCGCUGGCAGGCAUGCCCGCCGCCUCCCUGGUCACCCCGGCUGAUGUCAUCAAGACCAGGUUGCAGGUGGCUGCUCGCGCUGGCCAGACCUCCUACCACGGCCUGGUGGACUGCUUCUGGAAGAUUCUGAGGGAGGAGGGGCCCCGGGCCUUCUGGAAGGGGGCCGGAGCUCGUGUGUUCCGCUCCUCGCCGCAGUUUGGCGUUACCUUGGUGACCUACGAGCUGCUGCAGAGGUGGUUGUACGUGGACUUUGGAGGAACAAAGCCCUCUGGCUCGGAGCCGACUCCCAGGUCUCGGAUCAGCCUGCCGGCGCCCAACCCAGACCACAUCGGAGGGUUCAGGCUGGCUGUGGCCACGUUCGCUGGCAUCGAGAGCAAAUUUGGACUCCACCUCCCCCGAUACCGGGUGCAGGCAGAAGCCCCAACCUCUCCCACCUCCCCCCUGAAUCUCCCCCUCUCCCCCUGAACAACCACCCCCUAAACCUCCCCCAGAGUCUCCCCCCUGAACCUGAUUCCCACCCCUCUCUACCCUCCUGUAGGGGGCAGGAUAGAGCAUGGACCUCCACCCCACCGUAUUCCACAGGGAGAUAGGAGCACACCAGUAGAAUGUACCUCUAAGACAAAUAUUGAUAGUUGAUAUGUGAAAUAUAGAACACAUUGAUUAUUCUCACGAGUUCUGUUUCGACAGUAACAGUUUGGAAACUAAUUCUGGUUAGCUCUUUUAGUUUUCUGAAAGGAAACGUCUAUGGCGGGGUAAAAAUCUAAGAUGUUCAUCUUUUAAGUUAUAUUCUGAAAUGUAGCAUUUAUUUAUUUAUAGUACACUAUGCACUAAAGAGGACAGCCAGAGGUUAUGAUCCCUGCACUAUUACCCUUCAUGCUAACUGGUUGUGUGCUAACCUAUUGUAUGCAAACUGGUUCUACGCAGUCAUCCACCAGUCAGAUCCGCUUGGCACAUCCACCCUGACACAUCACUUAAACAUAGUCAGUUUGCCUGGCUAUUGACUAUGCAUCACAAUGUUAUCUGUGCAGUAUGAGACAAAGCACACAUUUUCAUAUCAAUCCUUCUUGGGGGUAACUGUACACUUGAAAAUGUGUACUUCUGUCACUGUUACCAUGGUACCUCCUCAGUGUCUACGGCCUAGAGUAGGAGAACCCCACUGUGAAGAAUACAUGUCUGUAACUGUGAGCACAGCAGAAGGCUAGCAGAUGGUGCUGAAUGUUUUUUAAUAGCAUCAAUGUCAGAGAAGUCUUUAUUGAAUGUGUACAGAGUGAAUAUAGAAUGUUUAUAAAAGUGUGUUAUAUUUGUGCCUUGC
Molecule: messenger RNA, 2063 nt
Organism: Hypomesus transpacificus
Lineage: Eukaryota; Metazoa; Chordata; Actinopteri; Osmeriformes; Osmeridae
Product: calcium-binding mitochondrial carrier protein Aralar2
Exons: 9
Coding region: 47-1216 (389 amino acids)
Biological process (GO): L-glutamate transmembrane transport; aspartate transmembrane transport; malate-aspartate shuttle
Molecular function (GO): L-aspartate transmembrane transporter activity; L-glutamate transmembrane transporter activity
Source: RefSeq, a predicted model, not a curated record